AUGCAAAUUCGUAGCUUGAUUAUAGUUCUUGUUACAACGACAGCUUUAUUAACCCACGCUGUCCCACUUUCACCCAAAACAUACAACAAAAGCCUUAAUAGGCGUUCGGGUGUAACCGUAAAAUCGUCACCUAGUAUCCACCAAGAAUUUACUACUACAGAUACUUCGACUGAUUCAUCCAGUGAUGACUUGUCCCAAAGUUCAACAAACACUACUAAUUCAACUAUCGUAUCAUCUCCUGUAAUUCAUCAAGAAACCAUUUCCAUUGAUACAACCACUGGCAUGACAACAACGACAACUUCAGAUACUACGGUUUCGGCCCCAGUAACAGUGAUCACAACUGAUGAAGAUCCAGAGGAUGGACCCAAAGAAGCCGAUAAGAAAAAUACUAAGCGCUCAAGUUCAAGUAUCGAUAUAAACACAGACCCUAUAAUUGAUCAAACCUUGGUUUCUGUUGACACUUUUGUAAAAAGAUCUGCAGAUCAUGACAAGAAAAAUGCCAAUCCUGCUAGUGUGAUCAUAUAUAACUGUCCGGGGCAUAGACAAGCUAUCAUUACAGCCGAUGACUACUCUCCUUCAAUUGAAACCAAAAGGCCCAGAUCGAAUGGUCCCCAUUUGAACCCUGCAUCCCCUCAAGGUUUAGCAUUACCACAAAGUGUGGACUACGAAGCCUCUCCUGAUGCUUUGUCUGAUACCCCUUCAUUUGAAUUGGAAUAA
Molecule: messenger RNA, 717 nt
Organism: Phycomyces blakesleeanus NRRL 1555(-)
Lineage: Eukaryota; Fungi; Mucoromycota; Mucoromycetes; Mucorales; Phycomycetaceae
Exons: 2
Coding region: 1-717 (238 amino acids)
Source: RefSeq, a predicted model, not a curated record